AUGUCUUCUGCUUUCUUCGUCGUCGAGUACGGCCCCGCCGGCCAGACCCAGCAGGGUCGCAUUGAAUUCAAGCUCUACAAUGACGUUGUCCCUAAGACCGCCGCCAACUUCGCUGAGCUUUGCAAGAAGCCCGAGCGUGAGGGCUACAAGGGCUCCAAGUUCCACCGUGUCAUCCCCCAGUUCAUGCUCCAGGGUGGAGACUUCACCCGUGGCAACGGUACCGGUGGCCGCUCCAUCUACGGCGAGAAGUUUGCCGAUGAGAACUUCACCAUCAAGCACACCAAGCCCGGUCUGCUCUCCAUGGCCAACGCUGGUCCCAACACCAACGGCUCCCAGUUCUUCAUCACUACCGUCGUCACCAGCUGGCUCGAUGGCAAGCACGUCGUCUUCGGCGAGGUGUCCAAGGGCUACGAGCACGUCCAGGCCAUUGAGGCUCUUGGCUCCGGCUCCGGCGCUGUCCGCGGCACUGCCAAGAUCGUCGACUGCGGCUCUGCUUAA
Messenger RNA from Penicillium argentinense, 498 nucleotides. Its product is annotated as peptidyl-prolyl cis-trans isomerase f ppif. Bases 1 to 498 code for a protein of 165 amino acids. Gene Ontology annotation, molecular function: peptidyl-prolyl cis-trans isomerase activity. Gene Ontology annotation, biological process: protein peptidyl-prolyl isomerization; protein folding. NCBI's taxonomy places the organism in Eukaryota, Fungi, Ascomycota, Eurotiomycetes, Eurotiales, Aspergillaceae. The record is from RefSeq and is a predicted model, not a curated record. The transcript is spliced from 4 exons.